UUACCCACUGUGCCUUAUAAUUUAAGGAAACUUCAUUAGCAGUGUACUGCAGUGAAAAACCGAGGGUGUAAUGGCUGAAAGCAAGGAAAAUCGUGAAGCAGUCCUCACAUGUCCGAUUUGUGUGGAGACAUUCCGCAAACCAGUAACGUUACCUUGUCAGCACAGUUUUUGUAGAGAGUGUAUUGGUGUGUAUGCUGACAAGUCUAAACCUGGACAGACAGAUGAGGUCUCCUGUGGCACGGGGAGUGAGGGCAUUCACCAGCUGAUCUCAUGCCCUGUAUGUCGGACACCAACCAGUCUGGGGAGAGAAGGUGUGGCUGGUCUGCCUCUCAACUUUCAUCUGGCAGAAAUAGUGGAGAGGUUCUCUUCUGCUGUGAAGUUUGAGGAUGACACCCCAUAUUGUUCUCUGUGUGGGGAGCAUAAUCAUGCUAAAGCUGUCAAGUUUUGUACCAACUGUUCUUUACUGUAUUGUAAAGACUGUCUGGCUUCUUUUCAUCCCAUGAUGGGGGCUAUGAAGCGUCACCGGCUGAUUUCGUCCCUGGAGUACCUCUCACAGGAAACCUCACAGCGACAGACCACUGGCAGGGAUGAACAAACAACUCAGCAAGCGUCAUGUGCGAGACAUGGUCAGCCAUUGUGCUUGUACUGUGUACCGUGCAGGAUGGUGAUCUGUAUGGGGUGUGUGGAUGACCAUCAGAAACACGCUAUGCAAGGUGUAUCAUCCGCAGCUGAGAAUUACAAGCCAGCUGUUUUGAACAAGACUUGUGAACUGGAGAAAGUGCUACAAGAAACUAAAGAAUCACUGUCGGGAGUUACGAGGCUGCACAAUAAGAUACAGGAAGCCCAGGAACUUCACACUCAAGAGGUAGAAAGGGCUUAUUGUGCAGCCUUGGAAGCCUUACAAGCCUGGAAACAGCGGUCCUUAGAUGGCAUAAAAACCCGCUAUUCACAGUGGAGUGUGGAGUGUAGCGCUGUACUCAAACAUUUCCAGCUACAGGCUCAGGAAAUGGAGAGGAUGGUACAGGCUUCCAAGGAUUUAUUGGCGUCAUUGGACGUCGAGUUUUUACAGGGUUCCACGGACUUCACCAAAACAAUUGAUGACCAGCUGAAUCAGAUAAGAGCAGACCUGGUGAAACAUGAGGUCAGCAGACAAAAGCUUCUAGAUUCUUUACAACAUGACCAAGUUGUUCCUAGACAGGUGACUGUAAAAGAGACAGUGCAAGAACGUCAGGAUUUAGAAGCAGCAGUCGGUGGACCAGUGUCACCCCUGCGUGUUACAAAGCCGACGCUGAGAUUCACAGAGACAGACGACAGAAAGCUGAGAAUCACUGACAGCGGCUCAGUGGUAAAGGCUGAGGACUUGUCCGUGGGGAGUGGGAGAGCUGUGACAGACGGGCGUUACCAGACGGGCAGGUACUACUGGGAGAUACACAUCACCCGUUCACAUGACUGUGGCUGUUGUGUAGGAGUGACACAGGAGAGCUGUGAUGCAGAUGCUGGCCGUAACUCCUGGUACAUUGGGAUGGUGUACAGUGGUGAUGAGGUCAAGUGUUAUAGUCACCGUGGUGGUGGUGAGGUCAAACCUGGGUAUCUACAGUACACACGUUACACACGACCUCAUCACCUGGGUGUGUACCUGGACUGUGAUGACCACACACUGACAGUCCUGGACUGUGACAACAACCAGGUAAUGUGCACUGUCAGUGAUGUUAUCGUCACAGAGCCUCUGGUGCCAUGGGUUGUGUUUGGUGUCUGGUCUGGAUCUGGAUCUGUGUCUGCUCGUCUGGUAACGGGGGACUCUGCAACUCUGCCUCAAGUUCUCUGUGAUACGAUAAGCACUUCCUGA
Liolophura sinensis is the source of this 1846-nucleotide messenger RNA. Its product is annotated as tripartite motif-containing protein 46-like. Lineage: Eukaryota; Metazoa; Mollusca; Polyplacophora; Chitonida; Chitonidae. The coding region runs from base 71 to 1846 and encodes 591 amino acids. The record is from RefSeq and is a predicted model, not a curated record. The transcript is spliced from 7 exons. Gene Ontology annotation, molecular function: zinc ion binding; protein binding.